Spizellomyces punctatus DAOM BR117 is the source of this 2013-nucleotide messenger RNA. RefSeq lists its product as uncharacterized. Bases 142 to 1899 code for a protein of 585 amino acids. The transcript is spliced from 6 exons. Gene Ontology annotation, molecular function: hydrolase activity, hydrolyzing O-glycosyl compounds. NCBI's taxonomy places the organism in Eukaryota, Fungi, Chytridiomycota, Chytridiomycetes, Spizellomycetales, Spizellomycetaceae. The record is from RefSeq and is a predicted model, not a curated record.
CGCUGGGAAGGUCUUCUCCUUCACCGCCAUGUCAUCAGACACCAUUUACACUGUGUUAAAAAUGGGUCGGGCUGUCCUGUUUCCCCCCAGUGCGCCAGAACGAUUUCUCUGCCUUUUUCAAGAUACAAGACUCGCAAGAAAAUGUCACGCAGAGUAUUCUGCCUCAUUACGUUGACUCUAUGUCUUAUUUUCUUCAACUCAAGCAGCAAUGCAAGUCCUCUCCCGAGUAAAGGCUCGCUAUGGCACCGUCAUUGGAAUAAGUGGUCCCACUGGUGGGCCAAUAAGCACUGUCGUAGAACCUGGGGGGAAUGCCAUGAGUAUGAACAUUCGAGCUCUUCCCAUUCCAGUCGGACGACUAGCACUCUACCUUAUUCUGCUACCAAAACUCCAGAAGAUGAGCCUUGCGAUGAUGACGAUAUUAAGCCUACAGCCACGGCAACGAUCGCUUCAACUUCGACACUUCAAUCUAGUGUCCCAUCGAGUACGCCGACUUGUAUACCCUCAACAACAUUCAACUUCAUCACCCGACGAGGCAAUAACCUGUACGAUGGCGACCAGCCGUUCCGAUUCGUGAGUGCCAACACACCCAGCCUUCUCAUGACUGGAGACAGGCCAAAUUCGGGACGGGAGGUGCCGGAUCCCUUUGAGCAAGAUGAUCUUAUGCAGUCCAUUGCCGGCCUUGGUGGUCGCGUCGCACGUACAUACACAUUUUCCGUUGGCUAUCACAUUAUAAGUCUGCGUACAUACAACGAAGAAGCUUUUGUUGGCGUUGACAAUGCGAUAGCGGCAGCCCGGAGAAACGGCGUAAGAUUGAUAAUACCUUUCAUUAACAAUGACAUAACUGAAUACAAUACCGGUGAAAAAUGGUUCUACGGCAGCUACGGCGCUUUUGCGGAGCUUAGAAAUCAGCCAAAGGAAGCCUUUUUCACAAACGCUACGCUCAGGCAGGACUUCAAGGAUUUUAUAACGGACGUGCUCAGUCGUAUCAAUACAGUUACUGGCAUUCGGUACGGUGAUGAUCCCACCAUUCUUGCAUGGGAAUUCGGGAACGAACUCGGGGGCUGGACAAAUCCACCACCACCAGCAGAUUGGCGCUCUGACAUUGCUGGUCAUAUCAAAACUCUUGCGCCCAACACGCUAGUGCUUGAUGGCACGAUUGGAGGCUCCAGUCGCUGGCUAGCGCUUCAAGAUCAAAACAUUGACAUCCUCGGUAACCAUUAUUACGGGAUCAACGAUCGCCAGAACAUGCGCAAGGAGGCUGCAUUGGCAGCAUCAUAUGGCAAAGCUUUCAUUUCGGGCGAAUUUGGUCUCACCGAUCCCGGGACGUACAAUGAAAUAAUGGAUGAGACUGUCAGCAACGUGAAUGUUACAGGCGCUCUCAUUUGGAGCUUGAGGGGACAUACUUCAUUUGGCGGCUUUUACGUUCAUUCAGAAGGAAAAAAUGACACCAGCAAUACCUACGAGAUCGUGUCGUAUCAUGUCCCUGGCUUUCCCGCAGACACCACAGAUAAGUUCGGACCAGAGGAGCAGAGCGUCAUUCCAGCCCUUCGCUCCCGAGCAUUGGCUAUUCAGGGCUGUCCAUCGAGCAUGCCUCAUAUAACGCCCCAAGCACCGGUCUUGUUUACUGCGAAUGGUGGUCGAUUAAUAUGGCGAGGAAGUGCUUGGGCUGCUUCGUACAGAAUUUUCCGCACGGCUUUCGGAACAGAAUUCAAUGAAACAGCACCACUCGCUACGGGAGUUUUAGAUCGUAAAUCGAUAAACCGAUUGGUGACAGUAGGGACACUAUGGACCGAUGCUACAUUGCCCAACGGGGAACGCUACCUUUACAAGGUCCAGGCCGUAGGGGUAGAGGGACAACUGUCUCCAAUUUCCAAUAGUGUGGCAUCGUCAGCCGAUUAAUAUGCACCUAUUGUAUAUCAAAGUGAAUAGUGUGUUUGUCCAGAAUAUAAACUGUAUCAACAUGAAUAUGUGUGUAUGUCUAGAAUAUAAUCUGCAUAAAGCGUGCGUGGCCAG